AUGUUUGAGAUAGGGCCCGUCACUUCGGGCUGUUUCCGUUCGACUACGAUCCAAACAAAGCCACUGCGCUUAUUUUUUGUAAUUCACGCAGACACGACGUUCUUCCUCUCGUUCGAACGACGACGGCGACAUCCCAGAGUGAUCUACUCUGGUAUGUCGUCGUCACCAUCAAGUCGACUAUGGGUUGGCCCGUUACUACUCAUCCUCGUCAUAGCCUUGAUCUAUAUUUUCAGUCUUAUGCCGAAUUCACCACCACAAAGAGAGCUCACACCAUUAAUCGAUGAUGCUCAUCACGUUCGAACGUUCCGUCUGGGAGAUCAUGAGAUCACGGAGUCGUUGAAUGAAAUGAAAGCGCCUAAACCACGUCUUGUAAAGAGAGGAGAGCACCAAGCAAGUACCGAGGAGGUAGCGGUAGGGGAGGAGGUCACCUUGAUCACCUUGACUCCCGUUGAUCUUCGAACUGGUCGAGCGGGCGCCAGUAAUUCUUCCAUUUGUCCCGGUUGCGUGCCAGAGUAG
This is a messenger RNA of Necator americanus (New World hookworm), 516 nucleotides long. RefSeq lists its product as uncharacterized. Lineage: Eukaryota; Metazoa; Nematoda; Chromadorea; Rhabditida; Ancylostomatidae. The transcript has 5 exons. The record is from RefSeq and is a predicted model, not a curated record. The coding region runs from base 1 to 516 and encodes 171 amino acids.